GUGAAAAUGACAGCCCAGAGGCCAUGUGUGGAUGCUCAGCUGUCCUCCAUACCCAAGGCUAACCUUAACUCAGAAAACAAGCCAGGGUCUGCAAAAGAAGAGGCAGCGGUGCACCUUCUUCCUCGGUCGUCCCACAUCCGGGUUCCUCCGACACCAGCUGGCUCCACCAUGCCGAGCAAGUUCGACCCCACCGAGGUCAAAAUCACGUAUCUGAGGUACACUGGAGGCGACGUCAGCACCCACAUCUGCCUUGGCCUCCCAAAUCAUCAUCUGGGUCUGUCUCCAAAAAAGGUUGGUGAUGACACUGCCAAGGCCACUGGUGACUGGAAAGGUCUCAGGGUUACAGUGAAACUGACCAUCCAGGACAGACAGGCCCAGGCUGAGGUGGUGCCCUCUGCCUCUGCCCUGGUCAUCAAAGCCCUCAAGGAGCCACCACGAGACAGAAACAAGCAGAACACCACCAUUUUGGGUGAGACUGUCAUCACUGUCUGGCAGACCCUGGGUACCACCGCACAGUCUGUGCUGCAGUGCAGAUGGCUGCCACCCUCAUGA
Messenger RNA from Apodemus sylvaticus (European woodmouse), 552 nucleotides. RefSeq names its product 60S ribosomal protein L12-like. Gene Ontology annotation, biological process: translation. The transcript has a single exon. Gene Ontology annotation, molecular function: structural constituent of ribosome; large ribosomal subunit rRNA binding. Lineage: Eukaryota; Metazoa; Chordata; Mammalia; Rodentia; Muridae. Bases 7 to 552 code for a protein of 181 amino acids. Gene Ontology annotation, cellular component: cytosolic large ribosomal subunit; ribosome. The record is from RefSeq and is a predicted model, not a curated record.